Molecule: messenger RNA, 1818 nt
Organism: Fusarium redolens
Lineage: Eukaryota; Fungi; Ascomycota; Sordariomycetes; Hypocreales; Nectriaceae
Product: ferric reductase like transmembrane component-domain-containing protein
Exons: 5
Coding region: 1-1818 (605 amino acids)
Biological process (GO): iron ion transport; intracellular iron ion homeostasis; copper ion import
Cellular component (GO): plasma membrane
Molecular function (GO): ferric-chelate reductase activity
Source: RefSeq, a predicted model, not a curated record
AUGCGGUCGUUUGUUGCCGCUUUACUGGCCCUCUUGGUGCGCUAUGGCCAGUCAUGGUAUGAUCCUCCCUGCGCAUACGCCUGUCGCGCCAUAAUCGGCAAUGCACCUCUUGAUUGUCCAUCAAUGGACCACGGUAGCAUGGAUCUGAGCGAGCACUCACACGGUGGUUCACCAACGGCGCCCUGCAUCGCAAAGAAUGGCGACUUUCUACGCACUCUCGCAAAUUGCAUUAGCACUCGCUGCGCAGAAGUAUCGUCCUCAAAGCUUGAAGCAUACUGGGCGCAACAAGCUACUGGGGACAAGACUGUAUCUCCUCAAUGGACUUAUGGCGCCGCGCUUGCGAAUGUGACAGCGUCUCCCAGGAGGACGUAUAUCGCGGGCGACAAGUUAAACUACACAGCGCUUAUUGCAGAUGCUGAUUAUCAGUAUCAGUAUGAUUUCAACGUCUUUUUCGACUGGGAGGAAGCUGUUCAGUCCACUUAUGUUAUCGUUUUGAUCUCUGUGGGCGUCGCAACGCCAGUCCUUUUCUCGACUCUGGGCUACCUCCCCUUCAUGACGCGAGCCAUAGAUAGGAUCAAGCCAUACCUUAACUUCCCAUACCCCCACCCCUGGGGCUUCAACGAGUCAGCCGAGCUACUAGCAUACGUCGGCUAUCGAACAGGCCAUAUCUCCUUUGCCCUGUUGCCACUCACAGUCCUCUUCUCUUCGCGCAACAAUAUCCUCUUGUGGAUCACUGACUGGCCUUUCUCGACCUUUCUGGUCCUUCACCGCUGGGUGGCCCGUCUCUGCGCGCUUCAUGCGAUCGUUCACUCCAUCACCCUCCUUACCGCCUACAUCAGCCUUGGAACCUACUAUACAGAUGCCCACAAGCCUUAUUGGAUCUGGGGUAUCGUUGGAACACUAUGUCUAGUCCUCCUUCUAGUUCAGAGCGUUCUGUGGUUUCGUCGCGCUUCAUAUGAAGUAUUUCUCGCCCUUCAUAUUCUCCUCGCUGCUUUCGCCAUUGUCGGCUGCUGGUACCACAUCUACUUCUGGAAACCGUUCUCUGGAGUUUACGAAUUAUGGAUAUACAUGGUUUGUGCUGUCUGGUUCUUUGAUCGUCUCUUCCGUGUGCUACGCGUGGCGAAAUUCGGUGUCCGACGAGCCAAUGUCGUCGAGUUGUCCGAUGAGGUCGUCCGCCUGGAUAUUUCUGGCGUCAGAUGGCUAUCCAUGCCAGGCUACCAUGCCUACAUCUACUUCCCUACACUGCAGUCGUUCCGCCCUUGGCAGAAUCACCCUUUCUCCGUCACCAAUACUGCUCUAUUACAAAAGAUGUCUACAUCGGAGCGAGCAUCAUCGCAUUCGGGUGAUGUGGAGAUGAGCCAGAAGGCUCCUCAAAUUGUCAUAUCCCAGAGCGUUACAGGUACUGACAGCAUCUCCCUCUACAUCAAAAAGCACAAUGGCACCACGAGUCUAUUACGAAAGCACUCAAACCUUCCUGUCCUGCUCGAGGGCCCUUAUCGCGGCAACACCACCCGUGAUGUGCUCAAGUGCGAUCGCGUACUGCUUAUCGGUGCUUGGAGCUUGAAAGGGUCUUCCCGGCCGCUUUUGCAGGACCUCGACCCAGCACUGAGCGAGAUAGCAGAUAAGGUCAUAUCGGUCGGUGAGCGGUUGGAUGUCAGGGCGCUCUUGGAGCAAGACAUUGAGGCGGGUUGGAAGAGAAUCGGCGUUGUUGUUUGUGGUCCUCCUGGACUCUGUGACAGUACUCGUUCAGCUGUCGUUAGUGUUGGAAAGGCAAGCGAGGUUGUAUUUGAGCUGGAGGUUGAUGCCUUCAGUUGGUAA